UGGCACCACUCGGUUAGAAAUAUUUUUGAACAAUUUAACAUUUCAUAAGCGUGUAGAAAGACAGUUUUGGAAGUUGGCAACGCUGCUCGUUGAGUUCCAGACAAACUCGAAAGAAAAGGUGAUACGGCGUCCAUAAAGCAUAUCAGAAGUCUUACAAUUGAGCAUUGCCAAAUUCAAGUGCAAUAGAAAGAUCAUUCAUAAAUAGUGCUGUUAAAAUUUAGCAUACAUCUCAGGGGAAAAAAUUACCUGUUAAAAUGAUUUACGAGCAUUACGAUUCAUCGGAAGAAGAACCUGACUUUUGUUUGCCCCAAACGAAAAAUCAGCAAGAACCGGAGCGUGAUGAAAAUUCGAAGGGGAAUCAUCCCGUUGAAUGGGUGUUUAGGAGACAUACCCUUCAGGAACUCUACCCAAAAACUCCGGAUUCGGGUAGCGGGAAAGACUUUUUGCCUGGUGCCUACUGGCCUGUGUACGUCAACGGUUUCAAAGUGGAAUCCACCGACCAAGCGGAUUGGUACGAUCAAGUGGCCAACUAUUUCGCCCAUCACGGGCUGCUAACGCGAAUGGUGUACUUUCAUCUGCCUGAGGGAAGAUUUUCCGAACAUCAGUUGAAGUAUCAAGUAAUGGAUAUGUUAGUCUACUUUGUUUCGCAGAAAGAUGCCCAGAGAGCUAUUCAAGUUUGUCACAGGGAAUCAUACUACGGAUACAAGCUGAAUGUGCUGUGUGGGCGAGAGCCGCAGCUUUUCGAUGUGAGCAGAAGUUUUGUUGCAAAAGAUUUUGCGGCCGAUUCCGGUCAAAGAGGCUGUGAAUUCCCAACGGAAUUUAGAUUGGAGUAUCGCCUUGAGAUGUUUGGAAAUGUAGAAUAUACCAACAGGGUUUCGCUGGAAGAAAUUGCUUUUCAGUUUGAAUCAAGAGAAGCGAUGAUCAACGCUCUGGAGAAGGUGAACCAAUUCACACCGGCCGAGAAUAAGCUGCCGCACAUGCAACGUUACCUAGAAAAGGAUGUUCUUGAAAGUAUUAAACAGAGGAUUCAAACCGAUCCCAGUUUCAUGGAUUCGAUGCCUAAGCCGCACAUUUUGCAAUAUUUUCUAGACGGAGUGCAGCCCGAAAUAAGCACUCCGUGGAAAAACCAUAGAAGACCAUUUGUUUCAAAGCAAGUUAAAAGAUUCCCGAAAGAGCAUGGUCACGGUAGCUUUUCAAACGGCAAUAAUCGAAGGCAAAAUAACAAACGAUCACUUGAAAGAGUAGAAGGAAACAACAAAUUCCAUCGGGAAAGUGCUUUGGUAAAUUCAUUCGUUUCAACUUUUGACGAUCCAAAGUUUAACCAUCAAAAAAGAAAUAGGACCCCAAUGUUCAACAGGAAAAAGAGGAAAACCGAUCAUCGACGCUUCUAACCUGUGCAAAGACUUUUGAUGGAUACACCGAUUCAAUUUCCUUUCUUUUGUCGUAUUACUGAUCUUCAACGACUCACAGUUAAGCAUGCAGAAAAACCUCCCGAGAACCAAUGAAAAAUUAUUACAAAACGAAAUAGUCACAUUAUGGAUGUGUAAAUCUUCAGUGUUGAUUGCGUAUAUAAAAGAUGAAAUUCAAGAGUGUUUCAUAGCGAGUGUGGAAGAAGGAUCAACUAUGGUCAGUUGGCCUUGUUUUUAUUUUCAACUCAGCGCUAGUAGACACUAGGUGGAGCUAGAGGAAGCGUUAGCGCACCAAACGCUCCCAUUGCAUACAAGACAUGAAGAGGGGAAUCAUCAAAUGUGGGCUUCAAAAUGUGUGUCCUGGAUAAAAAGUUGAAUAGAAAUACUUCUACGAAAAAUCUAGAUGAAUUCAAACAUAAACAUAGUAGGUAUCACUUAUUCAUAGUUGAGGAUAGGUUCAUUUUUCUUGUAUUCAUGAGAAUCAUACUAUAACUUAAGGAUAAUUUAUACUAACAAAAAUGUAAUUUUGUACACAA
This is a messenger RNA of Uranotaenia lowii, 1945 nucleotides long. RefSeq lists its product as uncharacterized. The record is from RefSeq and is a predicted model, not a curated record. The transcript has 2 exons. Bases 255 to 1391 code for a protein of 378 amino acids. Lineage: Eukaryota; Metazoa; Arthropoda; Insecta; Diptera; Culicidae.